AUGCGCGAACCACACGUUACUUCCGCUCUCCACCCACUAUACCACAGAGUCAUUUCCAAACACAACUGCCACACUUUCUCGGCUUCAUGGCGGACUGGUGUCCGAUAGCGACGGAGUAUGACCCGCUGAAGGCCGGCAGCAUCGACGGGACGGACGUGGAGCCCCAUGACCGCGCCGUGUGGAGGGCUAUGUGCGCCCGCUACAAGCCCAACAGGGGGGUCGUUGGAGAUCCGCUGCUCACCCUCUUUGUGGCCCGCCUGAACCCGCAGACCUCUGAGGAGAAGCUCCACAAAGUCUUCUCUAAGUACGGGGACAUCAAGCGGCUCCGACUGGUCCGAGACAUCGUGACUGGUUUCUCCAAAGGUUACGCCUUCAUUGAAUAUAAGGAGGAGCGGGCUCUGACCCGGGCCCGCAGGGACGCCAACAAGCUGGUGGUGGAUCAGCACGAACUGUUCGUGGACUUCGAGCAGGAGAGGACUCUGAAAGGGUGGAUCCCGCGGCGUCUGGGUGGAGGUCUGGGAGGGAAGAAGGAGUCCGGACAGCUGCGUUUCGGCGGAAGGGACCGACCUUUCCGGAAGCCCAUCAACCUGGGUGCCGGGCCGGUGCAGGAUCGGGGCGCGGAUUGGGGCAGAGGAGGAUCCGGCGGGUGGCAGGACCGGAACCGACAUAGAGAUGGGGAGCGGGGCAGUAGGGACAACAGAGGGUACCGGGACAGAGACAGGGAGGACCGCAGGUACAGAGACAGGAGGUGAUGCUGCAGAUGUUUAUGUGGCGGUUCGGGUGUCAACUGAUACCAGCGUGGAAGACAGUUCGUCACUUUUCGGGUUUUAUCGGAACACAGUGGAUCCACACCCGGAGAGGAGAAUUUGAGCAAUUUUGCUCCUUUGAUAAUUGGACUUGACCUUUUACCCUGAGUUAGUCUUAAAACUGGUUUACAAUAAAGAAAUUAGUGGCAAAAUAAAACGUUUUUAAAGCUUUAUUGCAGAUAUUCACAUUCAAUUACACAUAAAACACAAUAGCAAAUAUCCAGAUUCAAUUAUGUAAUAAUUCACACCUAUAAAAACUAUGUGAAAACAGUGAUAAUAAAAAAUAAUAAGCCAGAAGGUCAGGCUUCAUGACAGAAUAUUGAACCUUUGAUCUUUUAAUUUAUUAAUCAAAUUAGCCAAACACUCACAGUUUUCACCAGACAAUGUAAAAAAUAAACAGAAAAUUGAGUUUUAUUUUAAAAACAUCAGAAGUUUUCUGUUUAACUGUGAGGUAUAAGUCAGAAUAAAGUCAAAGUACCAACAAUGACACAAAAAAGGAAAGGCCAGGAGCUGUGGAAUGCUUUUUAAAAUCUUGGAAUGGUUUUGAUGUGUUUAUUUUUUGUACACAUUAUCCAAAGAAAUAAAGUCUUUAACUAUAAAUCA
Oryzias melastigma (Indian medaka) is the source of this 1409-nucleotide messenger RNA. It is a transcript of the gene snrnp35, whose product is annotated as small nuclear ribonucleoprotein 35 (U11/U12). Gene Ontology annotation, biological process: mRNA splicing, via spliceosome. The record is from RefSeq and is a predicted model, not a curated record. Lineage: Eukaryota; Metazoa; Chordata; Actinopteri; Beloniformes; Adrianichthyidae. Bases 87 to 752 code for a protein of 221 amino acids. The transcript has a single exon. Gene Ontology annotation, cellular component: U12-type spliceosomal complex; precatalytic spliceosome. Gene Ontology annotation, molecular function: snRNA binding; mRNA binding.